Messenger RNA from Dichomitus squalens LYAD-421 SS1, 954 nucleotides. RefSeq names its product GroES-like protein. The coding region runs from base 1 to 954 and encodes 317 amino acids. The record is from RefSeq and is a predicted model, not a curated record. The transcript has 5 exons. Lineage: Eukaryota; Fungi; Basidiomycota; Agaricomycetes; Polyporales; Polyporaceae. Gene Ontology annotation, molecular function: oxidoreductase activity, acting on NAD(P)H.
AUGUCAACUCCCUCUCAUCAGGAAGCUCUUUUCCUUGAGGCCAAGCAAGGCCAGUGGGCUGUCAGGACUACGGAACUUCGCAAGCCUGGACCAGGCGACAUCGUCGUGAAAGUCGAAGCAGCGGCCCUCGGCGGUGUCGAAAGGAAGAUCCAAGCCUGGGGUAUCCUCAUCACGGAAUAUCCUACCAUUCUUGGGCUUGAUGGUGCUGGCACGGUUGUCGAGCUCGGCGAAGGCGUCACGACGUUUGUAGUUGGUGAUCGAGUUACAUUUCAUGGAAACUGGGAUACCAUUGCAGGCGCGAGUUAUGGCACCUUCCUUCAGUACUUUACCGGUUCUGCGCAGUUCGCCGUCAAAAUACCCGACAGCAUCUCGUUUGAAGCUGCGUCUACGGUGCAUCUUGGCGUCGCCACCGCGGCAUUCUCUAUCUACAACCAGGCCGACUCCGCACCCUCCGCCAAGUAUCUCGCACCCUGGCUGCCUGGAGGCCGAGGCAAGUAUGCGGGGAAGCCGAUCGUGAUCCUUGGCGGAGGGACGUCCCACGGCCAAUACGUGACCCAGAUCACUGGCGGACCCGUCGAGCUCGUGUACGACGCUGUCUCCACCGCCGCGACGCUCCCUUUCGCGCUGGCUUUGACUGCGCCUGGGGGCAACGUGAUCGUCGUCCAAUUCACGCCAGAGGAACUCAUCGCCCAGGCUCAGAAAGACGGGAAAGCUGUACAUAUGGUUCACGGUGUCUUCAGGACCCCCAUCAACCACGAGAUCGGUGGGACGUUGUUGUGGAAGCUGCCUGAAUUGCUUAAUAGCGGCGAUAUCAAGCUAGGCGACCUGUUAUAUCCAAACCGUUGGGAAGUGCUCCCAGGAGGGUUGAACGGCAUCGUCGGUGGACUGGAGCGCAUGAAGAACGACCAAGUUAGCGGGGUCAAGUUAGUCGUGCGCCUGCAGGAGACCGAUUGA